Messenger RNA from Neltuma alba, 1289 nucleotides. RefSeq lists its product as uncharacterized. The coding region runs from base 431 to 970 and encodes 179 amino acids. The transcript is spliced from 2 exons. The record is from RefSeq and is a predicted model, not a curated record. Lineage: Eukaryota; Viridiplantae; Streptophyta; Magnoliopsida; Fabales; Fabaceae.
CUUUCAGUGGUCUUAUGUUGUAAGCAUGUAAUACCAAUCUUUGGAUUCUUGGGAUGCAUCACUUGGGGAAUAAGUUUUUACGUAAGAGAAGCAAUUAAAACAGAUAUAACCAGCUGAUUUUUCUCAAACCAAACAUAAUAGUCAGGAUUAGGUAAACCAGUGGGUAACAUGGGAGAAGGUGCGGCAAUUGUGCCAUCUAUGUGGCCGAACAGAUGCUGACCAUAGAGAUAGGGUAGCGUCUGAGCAUGCCAGAUUAAGUAGUUGUCAUUAGUGAGUUUUACUGUAAUGAAAUGGGGAAUGUUGGAAGGGGUAUAGGAAGACAAACUUGUGUAUGAUGAUGAAGGUGCAAGAACACCAACAUCUGUGGAAGAUUGUUCUGCCAUCCUGACACUAUACAAUCAGCGGCUGCUCUGAUACCAUAGUGAAUCAUAUGCAGAAUAUAAAAAUGCAUAAAGCAAAAGAAGAAGACAAGCUUUAUCAGGGAAUCAACGAGUAUCGGAAGACCCUAAAGUUGACAACACUAACCAAAAAUGACAAUGCUGAGUGCCUUGCUGAUGAACUAGCUGACCAGUUUAAGAAUCAGCCCUGUACGAACGCCACAGGUGCCAACACAGUACCAGGAACUGAGCCCCAGUUUCCCAAUUAUCCAAACCUUUUGGCUAAAUGUCACUUGAAUGUUUCCGACACAAGGGAUGGAGCUGUGAUGCCUGCCUGCGUUCCUGGCCUGGAUCCGAGCCUUGUCCUCACAAAUUUCACAAAGUCGCUCUACUCCCAAAAUCUCAAUGACACAAAGUAUACCGGAAUUGGUAUUGGCUCUGAUAAUGACUGGAUUGUUGUUGUGCUGACCACUAGCACUGCAGAGGGAAGCUAUGCGCGGGCUACUUCUAAUGGUGCUGAUAUGAUUUCCAAGACCGGUUUAAUGUACUGUUCAAUGCUUUUGCUGGCACUUGGCAACAUUUUCAUGCUGUGAAUGUAGAAGAUUACUACUAGCAAGAGAGGGUCUUCCUUUUUUACAGACUACGAAGAAGACAAAUGUUUUUUGAAGAGAUAAAGAAAUCCCUUUGUAACUGCUGUUUCGGUAUUGAUUGAUUGCGGAAUGAUACAGAAGACAAAUACAAGAAAAAAACUAAUUCAUUCCCAUGGUUGUUAAAUCUUAUUGUCGUCGUCAUCAACAUUCUUGAGGGUAUAGUGUGGAAUUCCAAAUGUCAUGUGAACUGGAAGCAAUAAAUUUUAUUUGUGGCCACUUCGGGUAUUUAGUUUCCUUAUGUAAUUUCUGAUGCUUAGCCUGA